Molecule: messenger RNA, 3053 nt
Organism: Corythoichthys intestinalis (scribbled pipefish)
Lineage: Eukaryota; Metazoa; Chordata; Actinopteri; Syngnathiformes; Syngnathidae
Product: neuronal acetylcholine receptor subunit non-alpha-2-like
Exons: 6
Coding region: 155-1612 (485 amino acids)
Biological process (GO): response to nicotine; nervous system process; signal transduction
Cellular component (GO): neuron projection; synapse; postsynaptic membrane
Molecular function (GO): acetylcholine receptor activity; acetylcholine-gated monoatomic cation-selective channel activity
Source: RefSeq, a predicted model, not a curated record
GUGACUCUCCUCCAGCUUGGAGUCAGCGUGUGCACGCCGUCGUCUUUCUGGCCGGUUUGCGACCGCAGUCUGCUGACUUCGACUAGAUGGCAACCUCGGCGUGUUCCCGGACCACCAGACGUUAGCGAAGAGAGGCUGCCGGAGAGCACAGGACAUGAUGAAGUUGCUGCUCAUCUUCGUCCUCUCGGGUGCAUCCUGCCCGCUCACCCUCGCCACCAUCAGCGCAUCAAAUGAGUUUGUGUCCUUGGCGGAGAUGGAGGACGCCUUGCUGAAAAAUCUCUUCCAAGGGUACCAGCGCUGGGUGAGGCCCAUCCAGCACGCAAACGACACCAUCAGAGUCCGCUUCGGACUCAAGAUCUCCCAGCUGGUUGAUGUGGAUGAGAAGAACCAACUCAUGACAACUAAUGUUUGGCUCUGGCAGGAGUGGAUUGAUUUCAAACUGCGUUGGAAUCCAGAAAAAUAUGGUGGCAUCACCUCUAUACGAGUUCCUUCAGAAAACAUUUGGCUCCCUGACAUUGUGCUCUAUGAGAACGCUGACGGGCGGUUCGAAGGCUCCCUGAUGACCAAAGCCAUUGUCAAGUACAACGGGGUUAUCACCUGGACACCACCAGCCAGUUACAAGUCUGCCUGUACCAUGGACGUCACCUUUUUCCCUUUCGACCGGCAAAACUGCACAAUGAAGUUUGGCUCUUGGACCUACGAUGGCAACAUGGUAGACCUGGUUUUGAUUGACAACCACGUGGAUCGAAAGGACUUCUUCGAUAAUGGCGAAUGGGAGAUUCUUAAUGCCACAGGGGCAAAGGGAAACAGAAAGGAUGGCCUGUAUUCCUAUCCCUUCCUCACAUACUCCUUCAUUCUGAAGAGGUUGCCGUUAUUCUACACGCUUUUCCUCAUCAUCCCUUGUCUGGGGUUGUCUUUCCUGACGGUACUGGUGUUCUACCUUCCAUCCGAUGAAGGGGAGAAGCUGUCGCUCUCUACCUCCGUCCUCGUGUCACUCACUGUAUUCCUCCUCGUCAUUGAAGAGAUCAUCCCUUCUUCUUCCAAAGUCAUCCCGCUUAUCGGCGAGUACUUGCUCUUCAUCAUGAUCUUUGUCACACUGUCCAUCAUUGUUACUGUGUUCGUCAUCAACGUGCACCACCGAUCUUCGGCCACCUACCACCCUAUGUCGCCAUGGGUUCGCAGCCUCUUUCUUCAAAAGCUGCCUAGGUUGCUUUGUAUGCGAGGUCACAUCGACCGUUACCACUACCCGGAGCUGGCUCCAGAAAGUCCCGAGGUGAAGCCACGAUCCGGAGGGCGGAGAGGAGGCCAGAAGGCAAGUGGAGGACAGACUGCUUCCGAUGGAAAGGAGGAUGAGGCCUGGGCCACCAUGUUGGAGAAAGCCAUCUACUCAGUACGCUACAUCAGCAGACACAUCCGAAAAGAGCAUUUCAUUCGAGAGGUGGUCCAAGACUGGAAGUUUGUUGCCCAGGUGCUAGACAGGAUCUUCCUGUGGGCAUUCCUGACUGUCUCCAUACUUGGCACUAUCCUUAUCUUCACUCCAGCUCUCCAUAUGUUCCUCAAAAUCCCUCAACCAAUUCCAAGUGAGGAUCCUACUUCAACCUCACAACUUUAGCACAGAGCCCUGACGUUUCAGUCUAUCAACUACAAACAAUAAUUCUAUCAAAGGAUCCCAGCUGUCCUUAUAAUAAUUAUUUGUUGCACUUAUUUAUCACACACUGGUCUUCCAUGCAACUCUGCCUGUCUAAAACGCUUCUCUCUCCUGUCAAUGUCUUCCUAUUCAAUGUCUUAUUGGUCUUGAGACUUGUUUUUUGGCAUAAAGUAUACACACACACACAUUCUUAGUCAAAACUAUUAGGAUUAGCAUUGAUGAGUUCUUAUGUAAAUGGAAAUUCAAGUAGUGAACUCAGCAUGAAUUACCUUUGAAGAACACAUUUUGAUUGGCCAAUUUUCGUCUCCCAGUUUAGAUGACAAAAGCUGAUUUUUUAAGUCAAAAUAAAUACAGUAUAGACAAAUAUUGCGUUAACUACUUAGUGAUUUCCAGCAUUUGAACUCAGUCACUAUAGUGUAUAGCAGCUAUCACCAACUGUGGUAAAGUCAGAUAUUCUACUGGUUCGAAAAUUACUCACUAUUCAGCCAUGAAUAAGUCUUAUAUUCUGUUGUUUUGAAUCAGCUUUGUGAGACUGAGAAGUGUGUGCAUUAAAUUUGUUUGUAUAAAAUGUAUAGAAUGUUUACUGGAGGUGAAUUUAACUGGCCAUGUACAAUUGUCAGUAUGUAACUGCACCCCUUAGGGUUGACAAUAACAUGCAACAUCUUUAUUUUUAGUGUUUUAUAUUUAGUAAAUCUAAAAAAUACAACAACAAAAAGUCAUUUUGAUUUCUGAGGGUGAUUCUUUAAUUUCUGUUGUCCAUAAAAAUAGUAUUAAGAACUCAGUACUCAGUAGAGUUAUAUGACUUGCGAAGGCAUGAUAAUUACUAUCAUUGUUUACAUUUGUUGCUGUUUCAACACUCUUGAACAAUUUCACUCAAUUUACAGAGCAGUACUGCUACAGAAUGUGGCAACACAAAAAUGAGUCAGCAUGUUUUCCAGCAAAUCUAAACAGUUUUUCUGCUUUGGUAUCAAAUACACAAUGGUCAAUUUUAGCAAGCAAAGUUCUAACAGAUAUAUCUUCAUGUGACACUGUUGAAAUGACAAUAUAUCUAGAUUAUCAAUUAUAUUACAUGGAUACAUAUUUAACUCUCAUUUGCAUCUAUGGGGCACAUUUAGAACCCAAACAUUAAGCAUUGUGCCAAUAAGCCCGCUAUAAGCCAUAUUAUAAUCAUGUUUGUCAACCCUCAUUUCAUUUGUCGACUUGUCUCCUAUUCGCGUCCUCCUGUCUGGCUGUCCAAGUGAGCUCGAGUAUUGCGCAACAUCUCCAUGUACAGUCUGUUGUUCUCACUGCAACAUCAAUAGAAAGUUGUUAUUUAUGAGACUGUUGUUAUUAUCAUAUAAUGUAUUAUAAAUAUGAUGUCAGCCCCAGGCAUAAUAUAUAAAUAAAAUAUCAGUCAAGAAAUACA